Messenger RNA from Neoarius graeffei (lesser salmon catfish), 9303 nucleotides. RefSeq names its product SET domain containing 1B, histone lysine methyltransferase a (gene setd1ba). The transcript is spliced from 19 exons. Bases 2012 to 7201 code for a protein of 1729 amino acids. Gene Ontology annotation, molecular function: protein binding; histone H3K4 methyltransferase activity; RNA binding. Lineage: Eukaryota; Metazoa; Chordata; Actinopteri; Siluriformes; Ariidae. The record is from RefSeq and is a predicted model, not a curated record. Gene Ontology annotation, cellular component: Set1C/COMPASS complex.
AUUACCUUAAUAAAAGCUGAUGAAAUCUCUGUCUGUCUCUGAGAAAUGAAGAGCUCAUGCAUUUUUUUCUCCUUCAUCCUGUCUUCAGCAAGAAAAUGAGGGGGAUGGUUUGCAUAAAGGCUCUUAACAAAAAUCAGCCCCAAGAAUUUCCAUCAGUUUCACUCCUCAGAGGCUGCGCUCUUAAAUUAUGCUGGAUUUCAUUUUCUUAAAUAAAAAAAAGCACCAUCAGGCAGAAAAGAUGGGUUAUUCUGGUUUUGUUGCUCUGAGGCGUCGCAAGCCGACCCCCCUGUAAAAGCCCUGUGUUAAAGGAUCCGGCGAUGGGAAUGAAAACGUCCCUCUUUCUUCUGCGUUUAGGCCUGAUAAAAUUAUUCCAAGCCAGUGUUAAGAUAUUUAUGGCUUCAUACCAACAACCACAUCAUACCUGUGAUUCAGCAUUUUUAUGCAAAAGGCCAAUCGUCCUUUUUCUUUCUUUCUGUCUCUCUCUCUCUGGCCUGGCUUGUUUCUGAAAUGUGAGAAGCAAUCAAUUUGAAAUGGAUCUAAAAAACAAAAAGAGCCCCAGAAACCAGGCAUGCGAGUGAAUAUAAAGAAAAGAAAAGCUCACAAAACUAGUGCCAUGAAUCCUGAGUGAUCAUAUAAAAAGGAAAUAAAAAUCCAAGUUUAAUAAUAAUAAUAAUAAGUAGUAGUAAUAAAUAAUAUACAACACUAAACAAAGACAAUAAAGAUAAACUUACUUAAAGGCACAUUCAUACUUGGCCUUGCACAGUGUAGGGCCUCAGAUCUUUCAUGUGUAUUUGUCAUAUUGUUUCAAGCAGUUAUAUAACCAGUUACAAGCUGUUUUAUUUAGUAGCAUUUUAACUUUAGAAAUAAAAUACUAUUUAUAUGGGUGUGCCAUGACCUAGUUUGGUAGGACAAAGAUGGAUUCCAGGAAGAGAAGAGGAAAAAAGCACAGAAGCUUAAAAAUAUCAAAGGGAUAUGAUCCAACAUUUCAUCUUCCUUCUUCUGAAAUCCUGUACACAGAAACACUGUAAUGUGUUCAAUAGUCCAUAAAGAUGAGGAAUGAUGAUGAAAUCAAGCUUUAGAUCCCUUUAGAAACAAAGGAAGCCCAUUUUGGCCAUAGAACUCCAGCUUGGGAGAAAAUGGCCGCGCUGAUGUUCAGCCCUUUCUGCUCUCUGUUGGAGGGACUGGCGCGCGACGCUCUAAUAGCGCGAGCCGACAUGGUGCUGAGCUCUGAUUGGUCAGAACGGAAAAGCGCUGUUAACCAGCCAACUGCCCGACACCAAAUACCGACAAUGUUCAACACCGAGAGACACAUUUAUACACACUCUAUUUCACCUAAAAAUAACCAAAAUGCACUUUAUUUUCACCGAAUACCUAUUAAUAACAACGCAGACACGGAUUUGUUACGUUUAUUUGAUGUAAAAAGCUCCUUCCGGGACGGAAACACAAUAUUUGUAUUUGUUUCUUUGAAGUAAAAUCGCACUCAAAAUGUGUGCGAGUUUGUGAUAAACGCAGUGUCGAUUUUUACACAUAUAUAUAUUUUUGACGUGUGAAACAAAUGCGAUCGUGUCCCGAUUAAAUUAGUCCUCUAUCGCCGGAUCCCUAUGUCCAUCUUGUAUUUGCCGUCGAUGUAAAUAUCGCCAGCACAUUCGACUUCUCCGCGAACAUUGUUUAUUUGUCGAAGGAUGAUCACUACAUAAUAAUUUCACGAAGCAGUACGCCUCAUUAUCCUGACAUAAGUGUGUCCGAAUUAGUUAAAAUUCACAUAACGUUACGCUUUUGGUCUUUUGAGUAGACUAGUAUAGGUGAAUGUCGUGUCGAAUCUGCAGCGACGAAAAAGCAGGCUAGCGCUCAUAGUGGUGUAUUGUGGGAGAGACCCAGAGAGAAAGCCCAGGCUAGAGACACACAAUAUGUGUUGGCUCGCAAAAAAGAGGCAGUAUCUUCAAACCAUGUAAUGUAAAUCAGCGAACGCGCAUACAGUUGGUUAGAAAACUCAUCGAUCGGACACAUUAAAAUGUCCAGACCUGGAGAGAGAAGCAGAGGAGAUGAAGAUCACGGCAAAAGGCAGAGUUCAAGUUUGGCGAACGGCGGUACGGAGAACAGCUCGGUAGAGAAGCGGAGAGAGCACCACUGGAGAAGUUACAAGUUGAUUAUUGACCCGGCGCUGAGAAAAGGCUCGCACAAACUCUACCGAUACGAUGGACAAAAUUUCAACAUACCGAAUCCCGGGAUCCCCCCGGUGGACAUGGUUAGGGAUCCCCGGAUCGGUCGCAUGUGGACCAGGUACAAGGAGACCGACCUGCCUGUGCCGAAGUUUAAGAUUGAUGAAUGCUACAUCGGGCGCGUGCCUCCGAAGGAAGUGACAUUCGCAAGGCUGAACGACAACAUCCGGGAGGGUUUCCUUACCGACAUGUGCCAGAAAUACGGCGAGAUCGAGGAGGUGGAAAUUCUAUACAAUCCGAAAAACAAGAAGCACUUGGGCAUCGCUAAAGUGGUGUUUGGCUCAGUGAAGGCGGCCAAGGACGCAGUGCAGAACCUGCACAACACCUCAGUGAUGGGGAACAUCAUCCACGCAGAGCUCGACCCCAAAGGUGAGAACCGGCUGCGUUAUGUCCAGCGACUGAUAAACGGGAGCUUCACACCCCUGACAGUGCCAGUGGGAGAUGAGGAGCCAUGUGAGGUGUCCCCGCGCAGCCUGGCCGAGGCGCUGCUGUCAUCCUGUGAGCCGUUACGUCGUCUCUCUGAAAGUGGGUCCACCAGCACAAGCACCCCGCUCUCUAUGGACACGGCAUAUUCAAGCCUUAGACAGGAUGCUACGCCUCAAUCACAGUCAACACCCAUCACGCCCCGCCCUUCUGGUACACCCUUCUCUCAGGACUCUGCCUUCUCUGGCAGGCAGGGCACACCUACCUUCCAGCGCUCCCGGAGGCAUGAGACCAAAUUCCAGGACGCAUACAACCGCCGUCCAGAGAGGCAUUACGUCCAUGGGGGUUACCGUGGCAAUGCAGAGAAACCCAACCCGCCGCCUGAAACUCCACCCCCACCUAUCACACCUAAUUAUAAGCCUGCAUACUCGCCAUACCAGCCCCCCAUGCCCCCCGUUUACCCCCCUGCCGAGCCGCCCUUUCAUCCGUCGGAUUACAGACACCCUCCUCCUCAAGCCCCGCCCCCUACUACGCCAGAAUUUCACCCGGAACCGCCUCCUAUGCCUGAGGAAACGCGGCCUGCCACGCCAACCUCCUGCCCCUCCCCUUCCCCGGGCACACCCACACUGGAGGCAGAGCGCCACAGUCUGGACUCGCGCAUUGAGAUGCUGCUGAAGGAAAAACGCACAAAGUUGCCAUUCCUGAGUGAGGGUGCAGACUCAGACGGAGAUGUGCGCAUGGAAGGCAGUCCCAUCUCCUCCUCCUCCUCUCAGCUAUCCCCCAUCCCACCAUCCUCUGCCACCCUCCGCACGCCCCGCCCACCAAGCACUGGCCUGGAGGAUAUUAGUCCCACCCCGCUGCCUGACUCUGAUGAUGACGAGCCUAUUCCAGGCACUGCCUCUGCUAUGCACCACCCACAGAGCGCCUCGCCAUCAAGCACGCACAAUGUGGGGGGGCCACAUACCCCAACCGACAAAGUGGAUCCGGGUAACCAGUCAUCAGGGGAGGAUAUGGAAAUCUCUGAUGAUGAGAUGCCAGGCACGCCCAUCUCCAGCGACUGCACGAAGGGCAUUGUGGUGAACUCGGCCGUGUCUCCGAUAGCCCCUCAGUCCAUGCCGCUCCCAAUGCCUGGCUUCCCCCCUCUACCCCCUCCACAGCCUGCAUACCCCAUGCAUCCUGCUCACAUGCCCCCCCAUCUCCCUGCCCCACCCCCAAUGCUGCCCCCAAUGCCUCCGUACCCACCAGGCAUGAUGGCCAUGAUGCCUGUGGAGCUGAUGAGCUGUUUGCCACAGUGGGGCAGCGUGCACAUGUCAUUCCAGAUGCAGACGCAGAUGCUGAGCCGCAUGGCACAGAACCAGCGUGCUUACCCUUACCCACAGUUUCUAGGGGGAACAACAACUGCAAGCACGGGUGCCAUGCAGUUCGGCAGUCCCUACCCACCAUUGUCCAUGGUGAACACUCCCAGUGGUGGACACGGGCAACCCUGGCCUUUACCCAGCAUGCCCAAGUUUAACCCAUCAGUGCCACCACCUGGCUACGAGCCAAAGAAAGAAGACCCGCACAAAGCCACGGUGGACGGCGUGCUCAUGGUUAUUGUCAAAGAGUUGAAGGCCAUCAUGAAGCGAGAUCUCAACCGUAAGAUGGUGGAAGUGGUGGCCUUCAGGGCCUUUGACGAAUGGUGGGAGAGGAAGGAGCGCUCUGCCAAGGCGACGUCCACCCCAGUGAAGGCAGGUGAGGGUAAGGAGGAUGAUAAGGAGCGAGUGAAACCGAAAGAGACACUGACACCUAGUCUGUUGGAAACCUGGAGUAAAGGCGAGGGUCUUGGUUACGAGGGCAUGGGUCUGGGGAUCGGCCUGCGAGGCGCCAUCCGUCUUCCAUCCUUCAAGGUGAAGAGGAAAGAACCUCCAGACCCUGUCUCCACAGGAGAGAGUAAGAGAGCUCGGCCGUCCACGCCUGUAGACGAUGAGCUGGAGGAUGAAGAGUCGGAGAGAGUAGACGCCCCCUCAGACAGCACCCGAGUGGAUGACGCAUCCUCCACCAAGCGAAGGCACGCCCGUCCUGUGGAGCUGGACAGUGAAGGAGAGGAGGAAGAGGACGAGGAAGAGGAGGAGACAGGCAGGGAGGAGUCAUCUGUGUCUGAGCAAGAGGAUGAGGCCGAUGAAGAUGUCUCCGAGAGACUGUCCACUAGCAAGGAGGCAGAAAAGGAUAAGGAAGAUGACGAUGAAGAUGUGAGCGAGUCUGAGAGCGAGAGCAGUUCUUCUGACUCGUCUGAUGAAGAAUCCGGCAGGUCAUCAUCAUCCUCUCAGUCCGACUCCUCUGAGAGUGACAGCUCCUCCGACUAUGAAUCCAGCUCGGAUGAGAAAGAGGAGGAAGAGGAGGAGGAGGAGAAAAAAGCACACGAGAUUGCCAUGGACACGGACGAUGAAGAUAAAGAAGUAGUGCCGUCGUCGUCGUCAUCUUCCUCGUCCUCAUCGUCGUCGUCCUCUGAUGAAGAGGAGGAUACAGAGAUGAAGGCUCCCAGUACACCUGUUGCUCCUGUGGAAGAGGAGUGUGAGGUGGAAUCGCUUGAGGCAGAGGAGGCAGCGAGUGCCGUCACUGCCGCUCAGGACAAUCUGCAGCGGCUGUCACCUAAAGGAAGCAAAGCAGAAGAGUUGGACGUUGACGUGGACGUAAGCAAAACGGAACCCCACCUGGAGGCCGUGAGGACUCUAAGGCCCCCAACCCCGCCCCAUGCAGAGGAAGAGGAAGUGCCUAGAACUCCAGGUCGUGAUGUUUCUGCCCCUUCAGAGGCAGAUACACCCACCAUUCACCUGCCCCUCCCCGCUGCUCAUUCUAUCCUUCCAACCCCACGCCUCUCGAGCGAUGAGGACGUUCCUCGCACACCGGGCCGUGACCUUCCCCGCCGUUUCAGCAAAUCGCAGAGCAGCGAAACGGCACCUACGACACCUACCAUACCUGCUACACCUAGCACGCCUAGUGAAGCCCCGCCCACAGGAAGCAGCUUGUCACUCAGUAGCCCGUUCCCUUACCCAUUGCUCAGCGCAGGCGUCCCUCCUACACCUGGCCGGGAUCUGAACUUUACCCCGGUUUUCCCAGACUCCCCUGCCUCUCUUCCUCUUCACAGAAAGUCCUCAUCUGAAAAGCCAGUGUUCAAAGAACCUGGCAGUGCCACGUCGUGUUCCUAUUCCCCGCUUCCUCUUGUUCCACCUACCUGUUUAGAUGCUGCUACUGUGCCAAUUAAUCAGCACGUUCCACUCAUAGAACUUUCCGUGCCCGAUGAUUCUGCUUCCGCAAAGAAGAAACCGGGCCGACCCAGAAAGCCCGCCGUUGUUGAACCUGAGGAUGCCCAAGAACCUCCUGAGGCAAUGAUGGUGCUUCCUCCAGAUCUCCCAGUGAAGAACCUGUUACCUGAAUGUGAAGCAAUACCAGGAGUGCUUCGAGGGGCAGAUGGCUCCGCAGCAUUGGCUCAGAAGGAGAAGGAGGAAAAGGUGGAAAAGAAACAUGAGGAAAUUAAGAAGGACAUGAAAGUGGAAGUGCAUGAUAUGGAGCAGACCGUUCUCUUUGAAGAGCCACUACAGAAAACACGGGGUCAGAGGCGGAGCUGGGAGGAGCUCCUCCUCUCCAUGCACCUGCCCGUGAGGUCACCGCCGCGGCGCACUUUCCUCCCACGGUCUGAGUUUGAGGAGAUGACCAUCCUGUAUGACAUCUGGAACGAAGGCAUUGAUGAGGAGGAUGUACGCUAUCUCAAAAUCACCUAUGAUAAAAUGUUGCAGCAGGAUAACGCCCACGACUGGCUCAACGACACACUCUGGGUUCCUCACCCUCCUACCAGCAGUGGCAGUCUGCCUGGGGGCAAGAAAAAGAGGCGUGAGGAUGGAAUGCGGGAUCACGUGACUGGCUGUGCACGUAGCGAGGGUUACUACAAAAUCGACAAAAAGGACAAACUGAAAUACCUGAACAGCACUAGGUUACAGUCAGACGAGCCUGAUAAAGACAUGCAGGGUCGGAUGAUCCCGGCUCAGCCUCACGCCUCGACCCGAGCAGGCUCAGAGAGACGGUCUGAACAGCGCCGCCUGCUGUCCUCAUUCAGCUGUGACAGCGACUUGCUCAAAUUCAACCAACUCAAGUUCCGUAAGAAGAAGAUCCGAUUCUGUAAGAGUCAAAUCCAUGACUGGGGUCUGUUUGCUAUGGAACCCAUCGCUGCUGACGAGAUGGUUAUUGAGUACGUCGGACAGAACAUCAGACAGGUGAUUGCGGACAUGAGGGAGAAGCGUUACGAGGAGGAAGGCAUCGGCAGCAGCUACAUGUUCCGUGUUGAUCACGACACCAUCAUCGAUGCUACCAAGUGUGGAAACUUCGCUCGCUUCAUCAACCAUAGCUGCAAUCCGAACUGCUACGCCAAGGUGAUUACGGUGGAGGCUCAGAAGAAGAUUGUAAUCUACUCGCGCCAGUCGAUCAGCGUCAACGAGGAGAUUACCUAUGAUUACAAGUUCCCCAUCGAGGACGAGAAGAUCCCUUGUCUGUGCGGAGCCGAGAACUGCAGGGGGACGCUCAACUAACAUUGAGCAGCAAGAAGCAGGGAGGGUGUUGGAGUAACUAGCUAACACACACACACACACACACACACACACACACACACACGCACUCUUCACCCUCCACUCUGCAGUUAGAGCAGCUACGUGUGUAGGGCUUUUUUUACGAAUAAAUCCAUCCAAUGAUUGUUUACGAUUUACACACAGGUGCUCUUUAGACCACAACAUGAAUUUUCUACCACUCUUCCACUGAGAGAGAAGGACGGCCACCCCAGUCACCCUUCCCUUUCCAACGUCUACACACAAGUCUUUGUGCAUUAGGCGGGUCUUCCCGUCUUCCCCGAUCUUCCCAUCCAACUGCUUCUUUUCUUUCCUUUUUUUUUUAUAGACUUUAUUUCUAUACUGUACAGAAGGAUCCAAACUGGCACAGGCUACUACAUGCACACAGAUUCAGACACACUACUUCUACUUCGGGCUUGCUCACACACACGUCACGCUUCCUUCGUCUGCCAGUUAAGUUUUCGACACUGUUUGUUUUCCAUUUGCUUAUUUAAUGCCCCUUCAAGUCAUAACAAUGCUGUGUGCUUUACGUUUGUGUAUGUGUGUGCUGCCCCCUGUUGGCUGUCUACUGUAAUUAUCAGCCUGCAGAAUUGAAACAAAUUGCACACCGAUAGACCGAGAGAUGACCAGACAGCAUCUUUGUUCAGUCUGCAUAGUAUUUAAUUGUAUCACAUUGUGAUAUGGCAUUAAUUACAAUUUAAUAUAUUAUCACUAUAACAUAUAUAUUAUCCCUGCCUGUCACUCAAAGUCAGCUGGGAUUGGCUCCAGCUUCCACCACGACCCUGAAGGAUAAGCGGUGUAAAUAAUGGAUGGAUGGAGUAUCAUAUUGUAUUGUAUAUGACAGUUCUGUCUGUCAGGUAGACUUCUGGAAGAUGAAAAGCUUAUGAAGAACACCAAAAUAAGGGACCUUUAGAAGACAGUGAAAUAUCUGCCAUAUGAAUUGUGUUAAAUAUGUCAUGAAUUUAUAACUGACUUUCAGCUAGAGUACCUAGUCCAGCAUGAAAGCUGGUAUUUCUGAAGACUGCAUUGAGAGGUCUCAUCGUUUUAUUCUGUAUCCAUAGAGCUGCUUUCAUUACUGCUGUUGAAGCUGAAUGUUUGAUCGCUAACACCUAGUAUUAUAUUAAAACACGUACACGUGCGCGCGCACACACAAACACAGUGUAUUGCUCAAGCUCAGUCAAGCUUCAUCAUGCUGAUCUUUCCUGUAGUGCUAAUUUGCUACAACGUUAAUGCUAAUUUCACACACUGCACAAUCGUCACUUGUCUUCACCUGUAUAGUAUUGUCUUUGGAGCUGUAUUAUACUUCCUCGUGAUCAGCGAUGGAACUUAGCAUUAUACUAAUUAGCUAAAUGCUAAGGAAAGGAUGUGAUCUCUAAUUGGUGCCAAUUUUUCUCCUUGGGUACAUUCUAAGCAGCAAAGCUGUUUUCCACCCUGUUGUGUUAUCUCUGUAAGAAUGUGUGUGUAUUCUGUUUGUAACAAACACUAGUACUUUAUUUCCUCUUACCACCUUCCCGUCAUGCUCCUAUCCCAUCAGGGUGGGCAUGUCUCUCUCUCUCUCUCUCUGUAGUUUCUCUGCAUUUAUGUCCAUAUUGUACAGACAAACUGUUUGUACGGAGGAUUCAGACUUUUUAUUGCGAUACGGCAAGAUAUCGAGUAUCAGUGCAUCUUUUUUUACCAGCAGAACUAAUUUGAGAUGAUUAUUUUUGGGAGAGCUCAUGUGUCAUGUUCUCCCUUUAAAGAUUGUUUCUUGUAGAAACGUCUUUUUUCUGCCUGCUUUCCUUCAGUGUAAAUACUCAGACUGUGAAUAUAUAAAUAAGUAUAUAUAUAUAUAAAUAUAUAUAUUUUGGAGGUGAGGGCUCGCUUGGCGCCACACAGAGCGCGUGCAGGAUUUCAGCUUGUGUCAAGCUUUAUUUUUUAUUAUUUUUCAGUUUGUAAAUUCUAUGAAAGCAGUUUGCCGUGUGUGAUGGAGGGAGGAUGACAAUGCUGCAUCGUUCCCUGACUAUUUAUUACACAAAUGUAUGAAAAACAGAUCAUUGACAAAAAAAUAAAGGAUGUUUUUUCUUUUUGAA